UUUUUUUUUUCUUAGAGGGAAAGUUCGAAUAAAAUUUUACACAAGUAAAGAAGUAGCAAAGCUUCCACUCUUCUCAACUUUUCUCAUAAAAACACAAGCCCAUCCGCGCCACGAAGAGAGCUGUGCAGGAACUAUUCACAAAUACAGUUAUUAAUUAUCCUGCAAUAAUGCCUCUCUUCGUUCUUGCAGAGACGCCUGCGGGCUACGGCCUGUUCAAGGCAAAGGACAAGAAGUUGUUGUCGCGAGAUGAUAUUGAGAAGCAGCUAUCUACUGCUGAAGCCAUCAAUUCCAUGCUAUCGCUUAAGAAGAUGGUUAAGUUCGAAGAUUCGGCUCAAGCCUUGGGUGAAUACACGGCCCUGACUGAAGGCAAAGUCACCCCGAUGCUACAAACACUCUUGGACGACAUUAAGGAAGAACGAAAGGCAUCGCUUGCUGUCGCUGAUCCGAAACUUGGUGCAGCGAUCAACUUUUUACCCCAGUUGAACAUCACUCCCGUGUCCGAUUCAUCUACCAAUGAACUCUUCCGCGCCAUCAAGACUUAUCUACCCGAGCUUUUCCCCGAACUGGAAAGUGAUUACCUGGGGAACAUGGCUCUUGCCUUGUCUCAUUCCAUCUCUCGCCACAAGCUCAAGUUCUCUCCGGACAAGGUUGAUGUCAUGAUUGUCCAAGCUAUUAAACUCCUCGACGAUCUAGACAAGGAGUUGAACAACUACGCUAUGCGUGUCAAGGAAUGGUAUGGCUGGCAUUUUCCCGAGCUUGAUCGCAUCGUCCAGGACAACCUUGCCUAUGCUCGCAUCAUCAUAACUAUGGGACUCAGGGAAAAUGCCCCUAACACCGACUUUUCUGAAAUCCUACCAGAAGAUCUUGAAGCUCGAGUGAAGGCUGCUGCCGAAGUCAGUAUGGGUACUGAGAUUCUAGAUUUUGAUCUCGAAAACAUCAAGCUCCUUGCCGAGCAAGUCAUCAGUUUCACAGAGUACCGACAACAGCUCUCGCAAUACUUGACGUCUCGCAUGAAGGCCAUUGCCCCCAACUUGACAGAGUUAAUAGGCGAACUUGUCGGUGCUCGUCUUAUCGCGCAUACUGGCUCCCUUCUGAAGCUAGCUAAGAGCCCUGGUAGUACAAUUCAGAUUCUAGGUGCGGAGAAAGCUUUAUUCCGCGCCCUGAAAACCAAACAUGACACUCCCAAAUAUGGUCUCAUCUACCAUUCGUCUCUGGUUGGACAGGCUACUGGCAGGAAUAAGGGCAAGAUCGCCCGUACGCUAUCUGCCAAGGCUGCUCUAUGCCUGCGUGUAGACGCACUUUCUGAACUUAGCAACGAGGGCGCCGACGGUGCCGAUAUCAUGGUCGAUGACGAGGAAAGAGCCGAUAUGGGUAUUAGACUUCGUGCGGUGCUCGAGGACAAGCUGCGCAAGAUGGAAGGCAAGCCAUUGAUAUCCAAGGGUGCAAAGAUUGCACCAAAUGGCGCAACCCCCUCCAAGUUCCAAGUCUUACCAACACGAAACUACAAUGCUGAUGCGGACGCUGUACCUACCUCUGUCAAGAAGACACCAAACAAGCCCUUAAUACAGGAGGUUGAGGAUACUCCGAUGGGCGAUGCAGAGAGUGAGGAGGAGUCUGAUGAUGAUUCUGACGUCGAAAUGAACGGUGCAGAAAGUGCCAAAUCAAAGACGACUCCGAAGGAAGCAAAGACAUCCGAGAAGAAGCAUUCGGCAAAGAAAGAGAAGAGCAAGAAGGGUGCUAAUGGGGCCCCCCAAGGAACCCCCUCUAAGCUGUCUGAAGCUGACUACACCCGCCUCGCAGAGGGGGCCGGUAUCUCAGUAACCAAGUUCAAGCGCAAGUACGAGCGUGGAGAUGUUAAGCUGAAUGCCGAUGGAACGCCGCAAGUUAUCAGCAAGAAGGAGUUGAAGAAACUGAAGAAGGCAGAAGCCAAGGCUUCUGGGUCUGAGGCUGAAAGUUCCAGCAAGAAGCGAAAGCACACUGAGGAUGGCUCAGAGAAGAAGAGUAAGAAGUCAAAGAAGGCAAAGUCCUCAUAGACAUCGUAUAUGCUUUUUCUUCUACUGUACUAUACCAGUAAAAGUGCGAUGCUUGGAAUCAUGGAGGGCGGCGUUCCGGUGGUCAUACCAGGGUUUUGAUUGGAGUUGUUGGAUGGCUUCGUCAAAAAUAGCUACUUAGCUUAAGGCUAUCAUCAAGAUGAACUCGGCUGUUUAGUAGUCUGCUAUUGAUAUUUCCGUGUCUUUAACUUGGUGCAUUGUCCUUGCUUAGUCUCUUCAAAAUAGCUACACCUACCGAAAUAUUUACCGAAAUAUCUCGUGAUAGAAA
Hypoxylon fragiforme is the source of this 2319-nucleotide messenger RNA. Its product is annotated as nucleolar protein Nop5. The transcript is spliced from 4 exons. The record is from RefSeq and is a predicted model, not a curated record. Lineage: Eukaryota; Fungi; Ascomycota; Sordariomycetes; Xylariales; Hypoxylaceae. Bases 168 to 2033 code for a protein of 621 amino acids. Gene Ontology annotation, molecular function: snoRNA binding. Gene Ontology annotation, cellular component: box C/D methylation guide snoRNP complex; small-subunit processome.